Molecule: messenger RNA, 764 nt
Organism: Helicoverpa zea (corn earworm)
Lineage: Eukaryota; Metazoa; Arthropoda; Insecta; Lepidoptera; Noctuidae
Exons: 8
Coding region: 264-764 (166 amino acids)
Source: RefSeq, a predicted model, not a curated record
AACUCACAAAAAUCAACAAUACCUAAUAGAGGUAAGUUAACACUGGUGUUGCAAUAUUGGUAAAGUCGAGACUCCACUAGUGCGCGACUCCACUGGCUCACAUACAUAUUUCUUCUAGUCCACUCGAUCUAGUAAGCAAUAACGUUUGUUGGGGAAAAUUAAAAUCUCUAAGUAAAUACACAUUGAAAAGAACCUUAAAAAAAGUGAUUAUAUUUUUAUUUAUCCUACAGGGGGAAUUGUACGUGCCGAUUGUUGAUGAAAGCAUGUCAAGAUUAGGUUGGACGACAGAAUCCUUGAACAUGACAGCCACAGAAGCACCAAUUAAGGCGCCCAAGGUGGAAUCAGCCAUCAAAGUAGUGUUAAGAACUAUGAAUCUAAACAAUACGAAUGAACAAGAAUGGCUGGCCUUCGAAACUGUACUUGGACCAAAACAUCAAUAUGAAAAUGAGUGCGUGGGAGUAAGCUGCAAUGCUGUGUGCAAGGCUUCAGGUUGUUUUGCUAUGUGCAUCGGCGAGCAAUGUUCAGCUAAGUGCGAAGGCCUCAACUGCGAGUCCAGGUGUUGGGGCAAGAAUUGUGAAGCAACUUGCAAAAUGCUGUCCUGCGCAUCCACGGUGAACGGUGGCUCGAGCAAGUUAAACAACGCAACCUGGAACGACUUGUACCCUCAAUACGACUACAGGUUCUCCAACCCCGAUGUUCCUGAUGUUAGGCAGCAAGGACAGGCAGGAGUACCACCAGAACAGCCAGAAUAUGAAGAAGAAUGA